Molecule: messenger RNA, 6895 nt
Organism: Boleophthalmus pectinirostris (great blue-spotted mudskipper)
Lineage: Eukaryota; Metazoa; Chordata; Actinopteri; Gobiiformes; Gobiidae
Gene: zbtb45
Product: zinc finger and BTB domain containing 45
Exons: 7
Coding region: 535-2490 (651 amino acids)
Biological process (GO): regulation of transcription by RNA polymerase II
Cellular component (GO): nucleus
Molecular function (GO): DNA-binding transcription factor activity, RNA polymerase II-specific; RNA polymerase II cis-regulatory region sequence-specific DNA binding; protein binding
Source: RefSeq, a predicted model, not a curated record
UGGCACUGUGCAGGUAUUUGUCCUACUUUACUUUGGGUGUGAUCAAGGGCUGAAACAGUAGAACAGAACCCGCCUGGCAGCAUUCAUUCACGGCUGUGGAUAGGGGCAAUAAUCCGCAGUCGCACCAGCCGCUCCAGCAGUGCCCGAUGCGCGUGGGUCGGGCUGUCUGUCUCGGUCUAGUCUACUGUUUGUCUGCAGCUCAGGUUGGAUCACGGAGGGCUUCCUGCGGCAUCAAUCUGCCUCUAACACACAAGCGGCGGGCUGACACUGCGGGUGACUGAAGCUGUGCUCUCUCUCGCUCAGGACCACACCCCCUGCCCCUCCCCUCAGCAGACUUCUCCCCCUCCUCUUGCCUCAUGGCUGUGUGACCAGACAGGGCUCACCGUGGCCCAUGCGUUGGACCCGUUUCCCUCCCUGUCCUCCUGCUCCCUCAAGCUGACGCAGAACCCCAGGCACCUCCCUCCCCUCCCCCACCCCAUCUCCCACCCGGUCCCCAGUGACUCCCCCCCUCCUCCGCCCACGCCGCACGCUGCUAUGGCCCCUGGCACGGAGACGGUCCACUACAUCCACCUGCACAACUCCAGCCAGUCUGUUUUGGAAGCUCUGCGCACCCAGAGAAGAGAAGGCCUAUUCUGCGACGUCACUGUACGCAUCCACGACUCUUCUCUCCGGGCCCACGCCUGUGUCCUAGCCGCUGGCAGUCCAUUUUUCCAAGAUAAACUGCUCCUGGGCCACUCUGAAAUCUCCGUCCCGCCACUAGUGCCCGCUGAAACGGUCAAACAGCUCGUGGAUUUUAUGUACAGCGGUUCCCUGGUCGUGCUCCAAUCUCAGGCUCUGUGCAUCCUCACCGCAGCCAGCAUCUUACAAAUCAAAACGGUGAUUGACGAGUGCACGCAGAUCAUUUCACAAAGGAAAGCCGCGGCAGGGGCAGCAGCAGCAGCGGCGGCAGCAGCAGCCAGUGGGGGCGCUAUGCUCGGAGGUAUCCUGCCCAAACAAGAAGACCGCGGAGGGGGUAAAGGCCGCGACAGCAGUGGGAGUUGUUCUGGUAAUCCGGGCGGGUAUCCAAACUUCUCCAACUUCAUGGCCGAUUGUGCGAGUAACAUGUCGGGAAUGGGAAAUGGCGUGAAUGUUGCAGAGAGCGGAGGGAUGGAGCAGCAGAACGCAGUGAGUCUGAUGGGGCUCGGAGACAUGGGGCCCGGAGGCAUGUGCGGAGGAGACGGACUCGGGUCAGGACAAAUGCUGAUGAAGCAGAGCCCAACCUGCACUCAGGAUGUCCGGUACAAGCUGCGUGACCUGUUAGCACAGACGGCUAACGGUGCUAGCGGGGGGAGCACUGGAAACCUUUCGGGUGGCUGCAGCUCCGGGGUGGGCAGCGUGGACAGCAUCAGCCGGGACAGUCUCCGCGGCAACGACCUCUCUGAUGACCUGGUGGGCAUGGACCGCUACAGCGAGGAGGAGGAGCUGGACCGCGAGCGCAGGGGAGAUAGGGGGGCCGGGCACAGUCGCAAGCAGAGGCAGCCGCUCCGACUUCAGGUGCUGGGGGGAGAAGGCGUGGUGGUGAAGGAUGAGGGGGUCCAGGACACUGAUGGGUCGGUGUAUGCACUGGAGGACGGACGGAGAGAGGGAGACCACCAGGAUGCACAAGAGACCAUGGCAGGAUUCGGACAGGAUUUCUAUGAUGAACAGGGCGUCUUUUCAGAGAGUUUUUGGCCUCAAAGUGAACCAGCUCAGCCCAUGCAGUUUAACCCUAGGGGGCGUGUCAACAAGCCCCUGACUCCGCCUCCAACCUCACAGUCCAUGACCAACCCGCUCUUGUUCCAGUACCCAGUGAGCCAAUCGCAGCCCGCUCCAUAUUUCGUGGGAGGACCAAUGACGGGGAUGGACAACAUGGCCGGGGCAGAGCCUAAUCAACAGGCCCCGCCUCCCACUCAGAUGCCACCGGUCCCUCCCCCUUCCACCUCAUCCUGUUCAGCGGGGCCCUCUCCCUCAUCGCAGGGAUCGGAAACCUCAUUCGACUGCACGCACUGUGGCAAAUCUCUGCGCUCCCGGAAAAACUACAGCAAGCACAUGUUCAUCCACUCCGGUCAGAAACCUCACCAGUGCUCCAUCUGCUGGCGGUCCUUCUCACUGCGCGACUACCUCCUCAAACACAUGGUGGUGCACACAGGUGUCAGGGCGUUCCAGUGCUCCAUGUGUGGCAAACGCUUCACUCAGAAGAGCUCCCUGAACGUGCACAUGCGCACGCACCGAGCAGAGCGCACCUUCCAAUGUAACGUGUGCCACCGCGCCUUCACUCACCGCACCCUCCUGGAGCGCCACGCCCUGCAGCAUGCGCACCACAGCGCCCCCCAGGCCCCGGGACGAGACAUGACCUCACCAAGCACCAAGCACAGUCCCCCGGCACUGGGCGGGCCCUCAGGUAUGGCCCCGAACCAGGGCAUGGUCGGAGGCAUGGCCAACAUGCCCAGCCACGGGGCGCCCACCUCUUAGGCACAGGAUGUGAUCACACAUGGGAGGGAGGGGGAAUGUAGACAUAUUUAGCCCAAAACAAGAGCCAUGAAAGAGAGUAAGGACAAUGCAAGUUCUCUGCUGCUCUCAAUAGUUUCAAGUGUCAUGUCCCUGAAAAUGAAGAUUAUGCUAUGAUCUAUAGUAAAUUAAAUAAUAGACUGAGCAGUCAGACCCAUUCGCUUUAUGAAGUGAAUUAUAAGAAAAUACACAAAAUUUUAAUGUGAAGAAUUGAAUGUUUUUGAUUGGCAGGUAUGACCAAAAAGUAAUUACAGACAAUAAGUCUUGCCAGCAAUUGCACUUAGAUUUAGAUUUUUCUCUAUAGGCAAAGCUUAUAGUUCCCAAAGCAUUUCACAUGUAGCAGUCAUUGGUUGUUGCCAAAAUGAGAGAACCUAUGGGCAUCAAAACUUGCAAAACUCUCUUUCAACAGCUCUUAUAAGAAUUUAGUUAAAUACACAGAUAUCAUUGAAUCACCACAUUGGGCAGGUCAACACAAUGUAAUAAUGUUUAAUGACAACUUUUGUGAAAAAUUUGAAAUCUCAUGAUGUGUAUGUACCACUGCCAAUAUUAUUUGACUGCACAGUUGACCUGUCCAAUAUGGCACCCACGUAAAGUACACUUAAGAAACUGUUAGUCAAAUUCAGCCUCAUUCUUGUGGUGGGAACAGCUAAAGACACAUUUCAGGGUUCCUACAAACAGGCAACAUGUACAUUUAUAGGAUCUUAAAUAGGAAAUUGCACAAGACAUUUGGGAAGAAACCCCUAGAAAAAAAUUCAUCUUCAGGUCUGUGUCCAUUUUGACAUACUUCAUUGCUUCAGUGAAAAAGGAUUUAAAACACUUUAUUUGUUACAAGCACUAUUUUAUGUGCAGUGACCCAAAGAACAUUUUAGCAGUUGUAAUGCUGCUAGUCUAACUGGCACUUUUUCCAAAUGAGGUGAGCUGAAAGCUGUCAAAGUAGAUUAAGAAUGAUGUAGCAAUUAGCAUGUUUUUAUCAAUUUGAUAAUUAGGUGUUUUCAAUUUAAUAGUAUAUUGCACUGAAACUAGAAUAUAAAUGUUGUAGCCUUUAAAUCUGUCAAUCGCAUCAAUUUGACCAUUUCUUAGUUAAAUGUAAUUUAUUACAGAUUGUGAAAUAGCAAGUAAACAUAUUUGGAUUUUUACACUAUUCCAAAUUACAUUGAUAUUGUAUUACAUUAGAAUGGAUUUUGGUUGUUUCUUUUGUCUAAGAUGGAAAGCUGCCUCUAGCCACACAUUAUAUAUUUUUUUAAUUUACAGGUAGCAUAAUAUAGCUGGUGGUAUAUUGGCUCAAAAAAUAAAGUCCUCCAUGUAAAAUUACAUAGAUAUUCAUAGAUACUUCCUUGCUGCAUGUGCAAAGCUUUCAUUUUAACUAUAGCCUUCUAUACAUUUUACUGCAGUCACAGUGGUGCCGAGUUGUCAUGGAAACCAUACUGUAAGGAAAAUGUUCACUUUUUUGCACGGACUGCAUAUAUCCCAGCACUUUUCCCCUAAAGAAGGAACUGAAAAACUCAACAUGGACACGGACCUUGUUUUUUAAGAUGUAAAUUGUAGUUUUAAAAGAAAAAAAAACGUAGCUGUCAUUGCUCUGUGUUGUGACAUUAAUGCUGUAAUCAUCGCUAACAAUCAUUAAUGCUAAACAGCCAUAGAACAUAGGCUAUAUAAACAAAAUAGCCAAAUAUAAUAGUUUUUUUUUUUUGCGAAGGUUAAGAGUAGGAACCCUGUUUAAGACACCUGGAGUCACCAAAGAGGUUAGCAACAUAAAGCAGUCACGAAAAGGGUUAGCAUAAUGGGGUGGGAGGGGGCAAUGCUAAAUUCACUUCAUUCACAAAUUAUUCAACAUAUUCAGGAUCAAAACACCAAAAAAUACAAGUAAAAUUGUUUCUCUUUCUCUCUCUUUUUAUAUCACAUAAACUUGCUAAUUCAUUAUAAUGUGCCUCACUUAGUGCUGUGAUGGAGCAUGACUGAAACCCCACACAAGUAAAAGACUAUUUAGAACAGAUUGACUUGGUCGAUAGGCAUUGAAAUUUUUACAUGGAAAAAAAAUAUUUGAUUUGGAUAAUACGGAUUAGUAGAUAAGGAGUGGGUUAUCUGAAACUUUGUAGUGACUGGACAGUCUAAUCUGACAUACAUAGUAGCUUUUGUUAAUGUUUUAAUAGUUUUACGUGCAUUUCACAGCCACAUCUACUUUGUACGCCCCAUAUAAUACAUGUCCAGGGACAAAGUACUAUUGCAACUAACCAAGGCAUUAGGUAUGGAAAUAGGGUAUACUAGAUCUAUUAUUAAUCUGGUUAAAUGUGAAAUAGCCCGAGCAGCUAGCAUUUCUGACAGCUGUCACAUAGAAGCCCAUUAACUGUAGUAAUAAUGGCACACAGGUAACGUUAGCAUUAGCGCUACACUGUGGGGAUCGUGUUUGAUCUACAGAAACCUGUCAAUCAAAGUAUAAUGUGACUCGAGAGAAACUAAAUUAAAAAUUCACAUAAAGUGACAAAUUUUAAGGAAAAACAAAAUGUACUUGGUCUCCUCUGCACGGGUAUUUUCUACAGUUUUAUAAGCAGUUUUUUCUUUGGAUCGCACAUUCUACUGUUAUCCAACCAUUACCUCUUUUAACAUAAGCUGAACUCUUGUGCAAUAUUUUAACUGUGGCCAAAACAGUGUUGGUGCUAAUACUAUUAAAUAAAGGACCUGCAUGUACACAUAUAUAGACCAGCCAUAUCAUUAUGACCAGUAUAAAUCUCAGGCUAAAAUAUAGUAUAGUAUAUAUAUAUUCAUGGGUUUCAAUUUCCUCUUGCGGGUACCAUUUUAAGGACUCUUGACCAUUCAAAGAAAGAAUAUUUAGCUAGCAACAGUCCUGACUUUUCAUCGCGCUGAAAGCCAUGGUUAAUCAGAUAAGCUAUAAUAGAUCACCUAUAGAUAUUUAUAUUGCUGGAUACUUUGUAGAGUUGCAUUUUUAAUUCAGUAUUUUUUAACAAAAUCUUUCAAGUAAAAAUUUCCAAACUUCCUGAAGAAUAGGUUACAUGACCAUGGUGUAGAAAAGGUUGCCAUAUUUUCAGAUGGAGGACAGAAACUUAUAUAACUCUAUAGGCGAUUUACAGCUUUUGAAAGAAAUACCCAAACUUAUCUGUCACAAACCAUAGGCCUAUUCAUUUUGCCAUAUUAAUCUUAUGGCAUAAAGGGCAUAAAGUAAUGAAUUUGAUACCAAUCAUUCUUCUGUGAUUGAAUAAUACCACCACUUCUAGAGGCUAUUGUGAAAACACAAUUUCACUUGAAUUAAUUUGUUUUGAUAGAGAAAACGUUGAACUGUAUACCAGUAUUUCUUUCAUGUGGAUAAGUCCAGUAGAAACAGAGAUAUUAACCAUAAGCCAGGACAAAAAUAUCUUAAUUUUGUCUAAAGGCAAAUACUACCAUAGAAAUCUGACCUGACACAUCGUGGUUUAAUUUUUUGGUGCAUAGUUGUAGAUUAAAAAUGCAAUGUUUUUCUUAACCCUACGAGAGAUUAUUAUCCUGUGAAGUUUUAUCAAGAGUUUAAUCUGAAUUUAUGUCAAAUCUAUGAGAAAAAAAAUUAUACAGAAAUGUAUAUAGGUGAAUUUAUAUGAAUGGAAAGGAUAUGGUUAAAGUUAAAUAGAUGCUUCUUUGAUUGAAUUUUAAGUUUAAGCAAUAGCCACCAAGCAACAAGUUAAUUACACUUUAAUUAAUUACACUUUAAGUUAUGGUUUUGGGCACCAAUUGAAUAUGUGUUUAAUAUAGUAGAUUAAUUAAACACAAAGAAUUCAAAAAAAGUAAUUUAAGUAUUGUACAAAUUGUUUUAAGUCAGAACUAAACCUGGACUAAACCAGAGCUAUAACAGGACCAAGUCAUUUGCUAUCAUUAGCCAAUAUAGAUGAUUCUAAACAUUCUUACAUUAGCACUAACCACUCUGCCACUGUGCAUCAUGAAAACCUUUUUUUUGUUUUGUUUUUUUGGUUGUUGUUUUUUUUAAAACCUGGUCAUAAAGUUCUGGCUGGUCAAUGCAAACCGUUACUCUUCCUCUAUUUUCAAUACAAUGCAGUACUAUAGGAACUCAAGAGUAUGUUUUAUCACUGCCUAAGUACCUCACUCACACUCAUACACAAAUACCUCCUCAUGUACCCUCAACAGACCACUUACAAGAUGUUUUUUCCCUAAGAUUUGUCACUUUAAAAAACUUACAAGGACUGAAAAUAGUUUUUGUAAGCCUGUUCACAAGGCUACGGGGACUUUACAGAUUUACAGAUCCUGAAUUGGUUGAAUUGAAGUGAAUGAAGCUAUUUCAGAGCAGAGCAACACAGUUGCUGAAUGAUGCUAUGAAGAAGAGCAGUGUAGUGUAAUGGAAGCUCUCACAUCACAGAGGUCUGGGGGG